Messenger RNA from Hypoxylon fragiforme, 2477 nucleotides. Its product is annotated as AICARFT/IMPCHase bienzyme. Gene Ontology annotation, molecular function: phosphoribosylaminoimidazolecarboxamide formyltransferase activity; IMP cyclohydrolase activity. Bases 388 to 2172 code for a protein of 594 amino acids. The transcript has 3 exons. Gene Ontology annotation, cellular component: cytosol. Lineage: Eukaryota; Fungi; Ascomycota; Sordariomycetes; Xylariales; Hypoxylaceae. Gene Ontology annotation, biological process: 'de novo' IMP biosynthetic process. The record is from RefSeq and is a predicted model, not a curated record.
CGAUGGAAGACAUUUUUUUCGUCAAAGUUUUGAAAAUGUCGCACUUAGAAAUAACUAUCCUAAUAAGCAAUGUAUUACCGAAGAUACCCCGAUUAACAGAAGCUAAUUGCAUUUACUACUAGUAGUAAUGUUAUCGAUAGACGCCAUUCACUUACAUAGUCCAAUAUGUACUUCGUAGCUCAAAAAAAGAGAAAAAAAAACCUACCCCUCCAUUUCAUCCAGAUUCAAUGACCAUAUGUUUGACAACCUCAUCUAAGUAGGGUAGUUAGUAUAUGAGUCGCAUUUCAAGCUACGUUUCCAAUAUAUCUCGGUCUACCAUAGAUACCUUAUAUCUUCCCUUGCUACCGAAAUAGGCGCAUCACAAAUCACCCAAGACUGAAAGUCGCCAUGUCGGCAACGCAGAGAAUCGCUAUCCUGUCCGUCUUUGACAAGACUGGUCUAUUGGACUUAGCUAAAGGCCUUGUGCAACAAAAUGUGCGCAUUUUAGCAUCCGGUGGCACUGCUAAGAUGAUCCGCGAGUCGGGAUUCCCAGUCGAGGACAUCUCAGCUAUCACCAAAGCUCCAGAGAUGCUUUCCGGCCGCGUCAAGACACUCCACCCAGCUGUCCACGCUGGUAUUCUGGCACGAAACUUAGCCGCCGACGAGAAGGAUCUGGCUGAGCAGAGCAUUGACAAGGUUGAUUAUGUCAUCUGCAAUUUAUAUCCAUUUAAAGACACCAUCUCUAAGCCCAAUGUGACCGUCACCGAAGCUGUAGAGGAGAUCGACAUAGGAGGUGUUACACUCAUCCGAGCCGCUGCCAAAAACCACGCGCGCGUCACCAUCCUCAGCGACCCGAAUGAUUACCCAGAGUUCCUCAAGGAACUACAGACCGGCGAUAUCAAAGAAGAGAGCCGUAACCGGUACGCUCUGAAGGCUUUCGAACAUACCGCUGACUACGAUGCUCACAUCUCCGGUUUCUUCCGCGCCCGGUACGCUGGCGACGGCCAGCAACAUUUGGCUCUCCGAUAUGGCGCCAACCCACACCAAAAGCCGGCGGCUGCGUACACCAAAUCCGCCAACUUGCCCUUCAAGGUUCUUUGCGGAGCUCCGGGCUACAUAAACUUGCUCGAUGCGCUAAACAGCUGGCCGCUGGUUAAGGAGCUGAAAGCAGCUCUCGGAAAACCCGCCGCCGCUAGUUUCAAACAUGUCUCUCCCGCAGGUGCUGCCAUUGGCGUUCCUCUAAGUGCCGAGGAGCGCAAAGUAUACUUCGUCGAUGAUAUUCCGGGAAUUGAGACCUCGGGACUCGCUCAAGCUUAUGCCCGCGCAAGAGGAGCCGACCGAAUGAGCAGUUUUGGUGACAUAAUUGCUCUAAGUGACAUUGUAGAUGUUCCUACUGCCAGCAUCAUUUCUAAGGAGGUAUCUGACGGUGUCAUUGCCCCUGGGUACGAGGAUGCCGCGUUGCAGAUCCUCAAGAAGAAGAAGGGUGGCAAGUACCUCGUGCUUCAGAUGGAUCCUGAAUAUCGACCUGAUCCAACGGAGGUCCGCACGGUAUAUGGUGUUACUCUUAGCCAACACCGCAACGACGUCGAAAUCUCACCCGCUUCUUUCAACCGUACUAUCACACCUAAGGAUUUUGCCCUCCCGGAAGCUGCUACUAGGGAUUUGGCCGUUGCAACAAUUGCCUUGAAGUACACACAGAGCAACUCUGUGUGCUACGCCAAGAACGGACAAAUCAUUGGUCUUGGAGCCGGCCAGCAAUCCCGUAUCCACUGCACUCGACUUGCAGGUGAUAAGGCUGACAACUGGUGGCUACGCUUCAAUCCUCGUGUAUUGGGCAUCAAGUGGAAGAAGGGCACCAAGCGACCCGAUAAAAGCAAUGCGAUCGACCUGUUGGUCAGCGGCGAGUUGCCGAAGGAUGGUCCCGAGCGAGAAGCUUUCGAGUCCGUCUUCGAAGAGGUGCCGGCUGCCUUUACCGAGGAAGAGCGCAAUGACUGGCUCAGCAAGCUAGGCGAAGUUGCCGUCUCCAGUGAUGCCUUUUUCCCCUUCAUCGACAACAUCUACCGCGCCCACCGGUCCGGUGUCAAGUACAUCGCGGCGCCCAGUGGUAGUCAGAACGACUCCGCCGUGUACGAGACGGCCGAAAAGCUGGGCAUGGUCUUCGUGGAGCAGAGCAUUCGCCUCUUCCACCAUUAAUAAAAUAGUGGCCAAGUUGUGGGUAUAUCGCAAUUCAAAACGGGAAGGGAGGAUUGGCCGUGGCUGGAAUAGACAAAAAAAGGGGGGGAGAAGAGAAUUUCAACAAAGUUCUCGCCACAAAGUGAAAGAUAUGUAGAUACCCGAUAGCUGAUGAGGGGAUAAGGUGGGCAGAAUAUGUAUGGCUUCUCGGACAAGCUGCUGCCCGUCUGGCAACCAAAAAGAAAAAAAAAGGAACAAUUAUAUAAAAAAAAAUUAAGUCGAGAGUUCUACGUUUGUAUGCGACAAUGCCCUUAGGAGUCAAGUGA